Messenger RNA from Leptidea sinapis, 19841 nucleotides. RefSeq names its product obscurin (gene Obsc). Gene Ontology annotation, molecular function: ATP binding; guanyl-nucleotide exchange factor activity; axon guidance receptor activity. The transcript is spliced from 61 exons. Gene Ontology annotation, cellular component: plasma membrane; axon; neuronal cell body. Bases 135 to 19349 code for a protein of 6404 amino acids. Lineage: Eukaryota; Metazoa; Arthropoda; Insecta; Lepidoptera; Pieridae. The record is from RefSeq and is a predicted model, not a curated record. Gene Ontology annotation, biological process: protein phosphorylation; synapse organization; homophilic cell-cell adhesion.
UCGAGCAGUCCCCACAACUGCACAUCUGUGUGUGCCGCAAAUACAAAUCGCUCGUCUCGUAACAUAUAAUCGGGGUUGUAUUGAGUUUGUAUACAAACAAUAUUAUUAUGUGGACGUGAUUUUGUUGACACAAAAUGUCGUUUUGUAGAAUAACAGGGCGAAGCAGAGGACUGCCCAAGCCUAAUUAUUUUCCUCUUCUUGCGCCUAUUUCGCCAGCUGAUGCGAAGCGUUGCUGCAGAAUUACGGGAAAAUCUUAUGGAUUACCUUCUCAUCAUUACAUUCCAGUGCUUCUAAUAUCUAGAUCGACUAAGACUAAAUGCAAAAUAACUAACGUUGCUGGAGAUCUUGGACCGCACCAUUUUUCACCUGAAAUUAACUAUGGAAACAGAAAACAUGAAAUGUUGCAAGACUAUCGAUAUAUUUUUCCAGUUUUAGAUGGUUCUACCGACGCUCAGAAAGCUUUGAUUGAAAUGCUGUCCUUGAAACAAGUGACAGAAGAAAAGAAAUUUGUGUAUACGGUCCAGGAAAGAAGAUGUAGUUUAGUGUUUUCUGCGAGAAUGGAAGCAGCAGUGCGUGAUGGUGAUGUUAGAGAUGUUAUGUUAGCGAAAGAUUCUGAUACAGUGUUAAUUAAAACUAAACAAGGGCGUAGUGUUUCGAUGGACUUCAAGGACUUUGUGGAAGAUGUAGAAAUGUUUGAAGGUGAAGGGCCUAGUGCUGAAGUAAUAAAACAAAGAGAAUUAGAAGAGUUAGAAGAACGCAAGAAAAAAAGAAAAAGAUCUGCUGGUCUUUCUUCAAUGAAAAAAAUAUUUGAAAAAAAAGAAAAAUUAGCCGAGGUUCAAGAAUUACACGAAGAGCAAGUGCGGCAGGAACGACUUGCAAAAAAAGCAAAAUUAGAAGAAAUUCGACAUGACAAACAUGAUCUCAAAAAUUACACUAAUAUGGAGUUUAAUUUGAAACAUAUGAAUUCAAAAUCCAGUAUAAUUGCUUGCAGUGCUGAUUGGAAGAAUCAAGUUCACCCACUCAUUGAAACUUGGGAUUGGGAUUCUGUUGGAAAAAAAUUAAUAGAUGAACAAUAUAAUGCUAAACUAAGCGCUCUUCCCUUACCAGUGAAUAUUACGCCCUACCAUUGCGAAGCUGAAAUAUUUAAACCUGAUAAAAAUAUCGGUGAUGUGUCCGUUUCACUUGAAUCAGUUCCUUGUGUUAAUCCUUUAAAAGCUUCUAAAUUGCAACCUCAACAGACUGUUCUAGAUGCAGUUAAGGAAAUUUCACACGAACGUCUAAUAGAAACGGCUAAUAUUACAGAAAAACUUUUAGAAAAGAAUAAACUAGAUUUACUUCCAACAAUGGACGACUUACCAAAUGUUGUUAAAAAUUUUAAAAAAGGCAAACGAGAAAAAAUAGCUAAAGUGGCUGGAUUAACUUUGGAUAUUGACAAAGCAAAAAAAUUCAUCCCGGGUCAACAUGUUAACACUCCAUCAGGUCCCGUAUUCGUACCAGGUCAAACCAUAGAAACUCCCGCUGGGCCUAUAUUUGUACCUGGAUUAAGUAUUAAUACACCCACAGGUGCUGGGCUUAUUCCUGGCCAUAUCUUUGAUAAUGGAACCAGCGAACCAUUGUUCCUUGCUGGUCAAGUAAUUUCAACUGCAGAUGGUGACAAGUUUAUUUGUGGACAAACGUUACAGGACAAGAAUGAUUCUCCGCGUUUUGUUGAAGGUCAAACUGUUCUUUCUGAAGAAGGAUAUAAAUUUGUGCCUGGAAAAAUAUUAAACACUGGGUGUGAAGAAGUUUUCGUUCCCGGGCAGACAAUAUUGACACCCGAUGGUGCACAAUUUAUACCUGGUCAGACAAUAGUUGAAAAUAAUAGCAUUACUUUUACUCCAGGUCAAAAUACAAAAAUAAACGAAGAAUGGCAGUUUGUACCAGGGCAAGUUAUACACCAAGAUGACGAACUUCAUUUUAUUCCUGGAGCCACAUUAGCCACACCCAACGGAUUAAAGUUUGUUCCUGGUCAAAGUGUUACAAUUAACGGAGAAACAUCUUUUGUACCAGGUAUUUCAAAAAAAGGACAGACUGGCUUAGAGUUUGUACCUGGGGCAGUUGUUGAUACAUUUGAUGGACCAAAAUUUGUUGAAGGCCAAAUUGUUCAAACUGAUAGUGGUGAAAAAUUCCUCCCUGGGAAAUCUUUAGUCAAUGCGAAUGGAAGUGUAGAAUUUUUAGCUGCAAAAUCUAUAGAUGCUGUUACAUUUUCUGAAGAAGCCCCUGUUGGUUUACCAAUAGAUAUUAGAACCUGCUCUAUAUCAGAGGAGUCUUUAUACGUUUUCGGUCACAUGGUACAGACUGAAAAAACUGUUGAGUUUUAUCCGGGCCCUAGAAUUCCGAAUAUUGGAGGAAAAGUCGUACCAGGACGGUUGGUAAAAAAUGAGUCAGGCCAAUCUCGAUUUGUACCAGGGACGAUGGUUGAAGAUAUUUUUGUUCCGGGUCAGAUUGUUUAUACCGAAAAUGGAGAACAGUUUGUACCAGGGCAGGUUGUCGACACUAGUGAUGGACCAAAAUUUGUUCCAGGCCAAGUAGUUAAUACAAAAAGUGGUCCGAAAUUUGUUCCUGGACAAACUAUACAUACUAUUGACGGCCCUCGAUUUGUUCCUGGUCAAAUAAUAGAAACAAAAGUUGGCCCUACUUUUAUUCCAGGUCAAGUUAUUUGUACCGAUGAAGGUUCGAGGUUUGUUCCCGGUCAAGUUGUUGAUACAGAGGAGGGACCUAGAUUUGUUCCGGGCAGAGUUGUAGAAAAUGAUAAUAAUAGUGGAGUAACAUUUAUUCCUGGCCAGAUUGUUCAAACACCAGAAGGUCUUAAGUUUAUUGCUCCAGAUUUAAUCGAAGGUGAUGAAGGCUUAGAGUUUUCUGUGCAGAGUUUCUUAGUCACUCCUGAGGAACUAAAACUUCUAAAGGUUAAAACUAACCCAAAUGAUACUACCUCUACAAAUGGUGAACUGACAAUCGAUUCAAAUAUGUUAAGACAGCUUUCCGAAGCAGGUAUGUCUAUUGGAAGACAGGUACCUGCUGAUGUUCCAGCUAUAGAAAUUAACCAAACAAAGAAUGUUGAAGUUCUUAAAGAGUUUGUGUCUAAUUUUGGCUUAAAAGAUACAGUUGCAAAUCAGUUAAUGGAUGUUAUAACAUCUAUAAUAGAAAUGAGUUCACAUGUCAAAAUUGAAAUGAGUCAAAAUUCAAAUAACAGCGAGAAAAAGAAAUUUAGCAAGGGUGCAAAGUUUCAUAAAGAGAACGUGACAAUAAAUGACGAAAACGACUAUCAUAACGAGCAAAUUCCACAUAACGAAAAUAUAAAAAAUUCAAUUGCAGCUGCUGUUUUAGCUGCUUUAGUUACAGCUGAACAAUUUGAUGAAGAUAAUAAUAAUAAUAACGGAAAACAAAAAUAUCAACAAAUUUUAAAAUCUCUUGAUUUGAUCUUAGGUAAAUCAAUAAGUCAAGACUUCGUAUCAGAUAUGUAUAGAAUACUUCAGAAAGAGGAUGAUAAAACAAUGAUUUGUGAAGAAAUAUUCGAAAAUACAACUCAACCUAAAAUAGAUUUAUUAAAAAUAGCUCUCAGUGGUAUAAAUAAUGAUCAUUCCAUCGAAGAAGAUGAAAUUAUAGAAAAAUUCAGCGAUUUCUUAAAAAGUGAAAAUGAUGUCAUGGGUCCAGCUUUUAAAAAUAUAACCAAAAAUGACACUGGAUUACUGCAUUAUGUACUAGAUCGUAUUUCAGACACAAUUUCGUUUAUCAAAUCUGACCAUGAUGCAGGAGAAUCUCUACAAAGAACAAUAGUGUCUGCAGUACAAGAGUCAAGUACAACUGUAUUGGAAAAUAUGUUACAAAAUAAUGAUUAUAAAGAAUUAAAAGAAAUGAUACGUCAAUCUAUGGGAUUGGCACAACUUUUAGGAAUGAGAGAUGUAUCAAAUAAGUUGAAAGCAAUUGUAAAUGAUGAAGUUAGUUUAUCAACUAUUAGAAGUGACGACGCUACUGUAAAUAUACUGAAAAGACUUACCAUAAUGCGUAAGCUUGCAGAUAAAUCUGAUGACUUACAUACUACGCUUAAAAAUUUGGGAAACAAUCCCGAAAUGGCUCGUACGGACCCACUUUUAAGAGAUUUAGUACGAGAAAGUGCUGCUUUAAUGAUAAUUCCAGAAGAGCCCCCUCUUAUGACAUCGGCUGAUGUUCCGCUAAGUUUACUUCAACCAGAGAACAGUCUUGCAAUGGAAGACUUUUUGCUUCAGCAUAAAAAAUGUCCUGGCGCAUUAUUGAUUAUUAAAAAAGGUCUCCAGGCAGUAGUUCCGCGACAAGCAAGCAGGGCGGUAUUAACUGGACAAAUAGCAUAUGCCGUACUCGAUGAGAAUGGCAUACGACAUUUCGAGCCAUUACACGUUUUCUCGGCGCUCAAGUUAAAUCAGCCGACUGCUCAUCGUUUCAGUAUGUACAGCUGUCCGAUAGAAGACGACAAGGACGAUGAUUUACAGACGACCAAUCAAUAUUGCAAUAUUAGUAAUAGUCAAAUUAUCACGAGGCUUGGAGGUUGGGGUCGCAGAUACAGUAGCUCUUAUUCAGACAGAGAACACACGAGAAGUCGGUUAAGUCAUCUUGACCAUACUCCAAGUUACAAAUACUAUCCCACCCGGUCUUCUACGAGAUCCCGCUCAACCUGUAGCAUAAGCCCUUCAAAGGUGGAUGAUGUGGUAGUUGCAACCGCCGACUACAAUGCGGCAGCGGACGAUGAAGUUUCUGUUAAAACGGGAGACAUAGUUGAGGUUCUUGACACCAAAGCCGCCCUCGGUUCCAAGUCCCAGCUCGAUCCAGGACUGGAUAUGGCUGUGGAAUUACUGGACUCUUCUGCCGCCAAACAUAAAAUAUCCAUUCGACCGAAGAAAAACUAUCCGAAAAACAAACAACAAAAAAGAUUUGUGGAAAAAGAGAAGCAAGAAAGAUGGCUGGUGCGGGUCGUGGAGGACGUGCGGGGCGGAGCUCUGAGCACGCGGCAGGGCUUCGUGCCGGCCCACGUGCUGCGGGAGAAGGAGCCCGAGCGGGACGCGAGCGCGCUGGCCGCACGCCGACAGGCAGUGAUCCGCGAGCUGAUCGAGACGGAGGAGGAGUUCGGGCGUGACAUGCAGCAGGUGGUGCGCCAGUACAUGAGGCCGCUGGACAAGGCCACCACGCCCAAGGCGGUGUUCGACAGCCGGGAGCUGCUGUUCGCCAACUUCAAGCAGAUCUGCGAGUUUCACAACACGAGUCUCCUGGAGGGUAUUAAGUACUACGCGGGAGAGCCGCGAAUGCUGGGUCGUGCCCUGCUGCGGAUGGAGAGAGAGUUCGACAAGCACGUGGCGUACUGCCGGGACGAGCCGCUCGCGCAACAACUGCUGACCAGCCAUCCCGUCAUCAGGAAAUACUUCCAGGAUAUAGCCAAGAAAGUUGGGGACGAUAAAGGCCUCUCUGAACACCUUAAACUACCAAUACAACGAAUCAACGACUAUCAGCUUCUUCUUAAGGAAUUAGUGAAGUAUUCGAAACGUCUUGGAGACGACUGUACUGAUCUUCAAAAGGCGUUAGAACUAUUUCUUGGAGUCCCGAACCGCGCCACAAACAACUUAUUCAUCGCAAGUAUCGAAGGAUUCCGCGGUAACAUCUACAAACUUGGUAGACUGCUUACUCACGAUUGGUUCACUGUUGAAAUUCAAGACAGAAGUAAAGAGAGAUACCUCUUCCUGUUUAAGGCAAGACUACUGAUCACAAAGAUAAAGAAGAUCGAUGAGGAUCGAUCAGUUUUUGUCUUGCAACAUAUCGUCAAGCUACCAGAUACAGAAAUCAAAGAUUAUCCAGAAACUUUAAAGUUUGAACUUCAUGAAAAAAGUUCUCCAUUAGUAAUUACUCUUAAAGCACACAAAGAAACAGUUAAAUCAACUUGGCUUGCUGAAAUUAGACAAUACGCAAGUGAUCUUGUUGCUUUAGCGGAACACGCUGCCGAUGAUCUUCAAGUUUUACCUCAAGAAGAAGAAUUCCUGGAACCAGAGGAAGAAAGUAAAAAGAGGGAACAUACGGAAGACGAUCAAGAAGACCGUGUUGAUAAAAAAAUAAAAAUUGAACAAGCAGAAACUGCAGUCAUAAACGAGGAAGAACAAAUUAACGUUUCAAAAAACAAGAGAAAAGUCUCUGUUAAAAGUGAGGUUGUCAGCAAAAUAUCUAAAACAGAAGAAGUAGUUGACAAAAUCAAUGAAAGCAGUAGAGUUGAAGAAAAAGUCACUGCUGAUUUAGAAACUAAAUCACUUUUGACUCAAGAAAAUUCUGAAUUUAGUGAAUGUAAUACGAUCACAUCUCAGUCACAAACUACACAACAAAUAUUACAAAGUGCAAGUGAGGAAAACAAAGCAACAGGUGUGCAUGAAAUUUCCAUUUCCAGAGAAGUUUCAGCCCAAACAUCUGUGGACGUCCAGUGUACUGAAAUAUCAUCGCAAGAUUCAGUCGAGGAAGUUAUAGAUACAACGUUUAAAACACAGUCUAGUGAAAUUCAAAUAGAAUCAAGUGAGUUUAAUUUAUCUACAACUCAUCGAAACGCUCAAGAAAUUGAAAUAGUCUCAUCGAUACAAUCAAAUCAAUUAGAAGAAAACACAUCGGCUGCUACUAGUAACACAACAGAAAAUCAAAUUAUUGAAACCGCUAAUAUAACUAACCAGGUUAAGCAAGGGACAACAGAGAAUCUAAAUUUUACUGCAAAAAAUCCAGACGAUACUUCAAAACAUGAAGCUUCCAUUAUAGAAUCUACAGAAAAUAAAUGUGAUUUAAAACAAGUAUACAAUAGUAAAUCUAAUUUACAUACCGAAAAAAAAGAAUUGAUAUCCUCAACGGGAACAGAAAAGGCUAAAGCUGAACUUUCCCAAACUCAAACUUACAAAGAUAGUGAAAACGCGACUGAUAAUAUUAACAAAGAAGAAGUUAUCACAAGUUCAGAAUUACUUGAAAAAGACCUUAAAACAAUUCCUAAAAACGAAAAAGAAAGCUAUUUAGAAAAAGAUUUGAUUAAAGAUCAAACUGUUCAACCAGAAGAAAUUGUUCAAGAAGAAAUGUCGUCAAGAUAUAGCCGCUCUUCGCGGCUUUCUGGAGAAUACUCCAGCAGCACCCGAAAAUCUUUAAUUGGAGGUCGUCAAGAAUCGUCAUCAUACGAUAAUACCGGUGUUUCGUCAUACUCGCGUCGUGAGAGCGGCUCGCGUUUAGAAAGUAGCCGAUACGAAAGUGGUGGUGCCAUUGAGGGAUCCGCUGCUUCUAGAUACGAAUCUAGAUACUCCUCGUCAACCUUCAAGGAAGGUGGUUCAAAACACAGUAUUGAAUCCAGCUACGACACUAAAGAUUCAAAUAAAAAUGACUCAAAGUAUGCCAUUGAAUCAUCAUUCGAUAGUGAAAGUAAAAUUGAUAGCAUUGCAGCGAAAUAUGGACUAAAUAAUAAUAUUGAAACAAAGGUAGAAGGUAGAUCUUCAAAAUUGAGUAUUGAUUAUGAGUCAGAACUAGAUUCUCCGAGCAAAAUUGACACAAUCGCAUCGAAAUACGGGCGCAACUCUGUUACGGAUAAUGUUAAAUCAGAAACACGUUCUACUAGACUAAAUAUCGAAACUAGCCUUGAUGGUAACAACUUUGAAUCUGAAUCACGUUCAGAAUCCAAAUAUUCAAGCUCUAAAAAUGGUGAAUUACAAUCCGAAUCUAGCUACUCAAGAUCUAAAAACAGAGAUUCGGUCUAUGAAAAUGAAUAUUUAAGGCAAGCUUUAACUAAUGGAUCUGCCGAGACCGAUUCAAAGAAGUCGAUUUUGAAAUCAGAUUUCAACGAUGGUAAACCAAUGUUCACCAAAACUUUAGAAGGGCAGAAUAUCGAACCCGGCGAGAAUGCUUUAUUCGAAUGCAAGAUCAAAGAAUCCUCUGAAGAUAUUACCGUGACUUGGUUGAAAGAUAACAAGCCGCUUACCGACCGUUUGAUGGACCGCGUCAACAUUGUGGACAGGAAUGGGGCCCAUAGACUUGAAGUUAUGCAUUGUAGAGAAGAUGAUAGUGGCUUGUACACGGCGAUGGCUGAAAACGUGAAGGGCAAUGCCCAUUGCACAGCUCAGUUGAUAGUACACGAGCUGACUCCGGAGGAGAGAAAGCAGAGAAACGCUCUCAAUGCUCCAUACUUUUUGGUGGCAUUAAAAGAUACAGAGAUACUGUUGAAUACUUACUUACGAUUCAUGGUCAAGGUAAAAGGCGAACCGAAUCCUAACGUCAAAUUCUACCGCGAUGGUACGGAGAUCAAGACAGUCGAGGGUGAACGCGUGUCAAUCGUUCGCAACCGUGCCGAUAAGGGUUGCUAUGAACUCGUCAUCUCUGAUGUCAACUCCGGAGACGCUGGCCGCUACUCGUGCAGAGCUGUCAAUGAGUUUGGUGAAGUCGAAUCUGAAGCAACUGUUACUGUUGUUGAUGAUAAGAAUGUAUUCGGCGAGCUACCGCCGGGUGGCGAAGGCCUGUUAGCGAAGGGAGAGAAGCCAGUUUUUGCGUGGAAACGCGAUGGUCUCGAGUUUGAUCCUGAAGAGAGGUUCAAGGUUCUGUUCGGAGACGAUGAGGACUCUUUGGCGCUGGUCUUUCAGCACGUCAAACCCGAGGAUGCCGGACUGUACACCUGUGUGGCAAAAACCAGCACAGGAAAUAUAUCAUGCUCGGCCGAACUUACUGUCCAAGGGGCCGUUAAUUACCUUCAUCGCGAGCCCGAGAAACCAAAGCUUGAGAUAGAGCAUCGAGAGCCGGUAGUCUCCAGCGGAGGGUCCGCCAUCAUGGAGCUGGUCUGCAAGGGCUAUCCUAAGCCCACUGUCGUCUUCAAACACAAGGGAGAGGUUGUGGAAGCUGAUACCCGGCAUAAGUUCCUCCACGAAGAUGAUGAGGGCAUGUCCCUAGUGAUCAAGAAUGUGACGGUGGCGGAUAGUGGCGUGUACGAGGUGACAGCCUCCAACGAUCUGGGUGAAGACACUACAACCUUCAACCUGGUGGUCACCUCCCCACCCAAGAUUACCAAGAAGGUUGAGAACCAGACAUGCAUGGUCGGUACUUCACACAGCGUAUUAAUUGAGGUAGAAGGCGCCCCUACACCGGACGUGACCUUCUACAAGGACGGGGCUCUCAUCACCAGCUCAGAGAGGAUCGUCAUCAGCAAGGAAUCUGAUAACGUGUACAAGAUCACCAUAAAGGAUGCUCGCCUCACUGAUACUGGAUCAUAUUCCGUUGUUGCCAAGAACGAGGUGAACCAGUGCAGCGACUUCUGGCAAUGGCAGGUGACGUCACCCCCCAAGGUGAUCAAGAAGCUGAGCAGCAACAUCGUCUGCGAUGAGAAGGAGACCGUCACCCUUGAGGUGCACACCGAGGCGGAACCGGCUCCCACCGUGGUCUGGUAUAAAAACAAAAUGGAGAUCAAGGAGUCUUCGUUAGUGAAGAUAUCAUCAUCAAACCAAGUGCAUAAGAUGGUGAUCACCUCUGCAGCCAGGAGUGAUGCCGGGGAGUAUUCGUGCGAGAUCCGUAACGUCCAUGGCUCUUCCGACGAUGCGUGCACUGUGAACGUGCGAAGCGCGCCACAGCUGACCCGCAAGCUGAGUGACCUCACUGCGAGCGAAGGCGACCAGCGCGUUGAGUUCACCGUCAAUGUGGACGCCUUCCCUGAGCCCGACGUCAAGUGGUAUCUAGGAGAUGUAGAAAUAACUGAAAAGAAGUCAGUAUUCAGUCGCGUGGACACAGGUGACAGUCACAAGCUGGUACUGAGUGAGGUGACGGCGGAAAUGUCCGGCACCUAUACCUGCAGGGUCACGAACGAGCUCGGAGAAGACUCCUGCCAAGCGAGCUUCACCGUUAACAGAAAGCCACGUAUCACAAAAAGCCUGGUAGACAUGACAGUUGAUGAGGGACAGACUCUGAAGCUGGAGGUAGAAGUGGAAGGAUGCCCAGAACCCAAGGUCAAGUGGUACAAAGAUGGCAGAGAACUUACUACCGAUGCUAGAAUCAAAAUUGAAAGAGACACUAAGAGAUUAGAAAACUACCACUUGACCGUGACUUUGAUAAAGGAAGAAGAUGGUGGAGAAUACGAAGUACGUGCUGAAAAUGAAAUGGGAAGCGUAUCCUCUAAGAGUACAGUUACUGUACACACCAAAGAAGUUCAUUCGAGAUUCCAAAAAGAAAACAUCGUUGAAAAAGAGCUUGAAGAUAGCAAACAACAAAAUUUUGUAGCAGAAGAUGAUUUGGAUAUUGGUAAAAAGAAAAUUGCAUCUAAAAGUAAAAGUGAAGCACAAUCAGUUGAAGAAAAGUUUUGGUUUGAGGAUGACGAUAGUGCAAAACCAAAAUCUGUGACUUUUGAAGAAAUCACUGAACCUGUUGAAAAUACGGGAAGGAAAUCAUUAACAGAACCAAAUGUAAUAGAAGAACGGAAUUUUGAUGAUGAUUAUAAUGGAGCAAAAUCUAAAUCAGUUAUUGUUGAUGAAGUUGAAGAACCCAUUACUAGACAAUCUAAGAAUUUAUAUACUGAUGUCGAAAUUUUAGAAGAAAAAUCACUAUUAGAUGAGGACAGUUGUGCAAAACCCAAACAACAAUGUUUUGAUGAGAGUGAACAGCCAAUUAAUCAAAAAGCUAAAAGAUCUGUUACAGAACCAGAACUAGCCGACUUUACUCAAAAUAAAGAGAAAGAAACCUCUCAACAUACGAUAAUUGACGAAGUAGAGGAACCAAUAACUAGAAAACCAUCUUUGGAUAUAGAAAUAUCUGAGGAACGUUUAAAUGAUUCUGAUGAGGUGCAACCACAAAAGCCUUUAAGUAAUGAAGUCAAUCAAUCAUUCGUUGGCCAAGCGAAAAGUGCUCGUAUAGAAGAAGCUGACGAAAAGUCAUUCUGGGAUGAUUUGGGCGAAGAGGAUGAAAUUAAAACUACUAAAAUAGAAAUGAAAAAUUCGCCUUUGUUAGCCCAAAAAUCUGUAACAGAACCCGAAAAAAUUGAUUCUGGCUCCUUUUGGGAUGAUAAUCCUGAUGAAACUAAGAAGAGAGUAAAUAUAGAAGAAAUUAAAACAGAAAGUCAAAAAGGUGAAAAAUCCCUGACAAAACCGGAAAUUGCAGAUGAAGUUCCAAUAACUGAAUCUUCGUUCACUAAGCGUAAAUCAAUCAAAAAACAAACACUGGUAGAAGAACCGUUGUGUGCUGAAUCUGAAGGCCGAGUUUUCGAAACAAUAACCACAUUCAAGUCAGGUGGUGAUGGAAGUAUAAUCAUGUCUAAAGUCAGCAGUUCGCGCUCGCACGACGCUAUUAUAACAGGUCCAGCCGAAACGCGCGUAUUACAUAAAAUGACUUCUACAUCUGUACAUUACGAAGACGAUGAAUCAGGUAAUGAUAAGAAAAUAAUACCACCAAACAAACCUCACACAACAUCCCUUGAAGUAGAAGAAAUGGAGAGUCACAGCUAUUAUCUAUCUGAACUCGGCUAUUAUACUAUACCAGAUCAUAUUAGAAGAGGUACUUAUGGUAUAAUAGAGGAACCACAAACUGACUCCGAUGCAGAAUCCAAUCCAUGGGCAGGCAAGCAACACAGAAAUCGAACUAUUUCUAUUCGAUCUGUCUCAGAAGACGACUUUAGCUGGCAUAAUGAACCUCUCUCACGAGAGAUAUCUAUUGAAGAUCUUUCCAAAUCUAUUUUCGAAAUAGAUGAAACGAAAAAAGUCUUUAGUAAAGAUUCAUAUGUCCGUCAGACUUCUUUCAAAGAAGAUUACUUCACAAAUCAUGAUGAAGAAGAAUCGAUAAUAAUGAAAGAGAGAUCUGAAAAGGUAUUUGAAAACGAUGUCACAGAAAAAAUCAUUAACAUUUCAAAAGAAUUUAUUGAAGGUGAAUUUAAAGAAGUUGAGGACAGAAUAAAUAAAAUAAAAAGUAGGCUAAUGGAAGAACUGGUCUGUGAAGCACCUAUGAAACCGGAAAACAUAACAAAAGAUACAACUGAGGCAACAGUCGAGAAAAAAAGAAAAACUAUUAACACACUUUUUUGCGUGGAGGAGGAAGACGAUGGGGGUAUUGAAGAAUUACUAAAUCGAAGUCGAAGACAGAGAGGCAUAUUAGAUGAAAUAAUAACAUUGGAGGAUGAAAAAGCAUCACCCACAUUAAAAGAAAGCAGUAUGAAGGACGGCAGUACGUAUGAAUCCUUACCGCUCGUGUACCAAGUAGAAGCUAGUGGAACACCCAAACCUACAGUAAAGUGGCUCCACGACGGACAAGAAGUGAAGCCCGAUGGAAGAGUCCACAUCACAACCGAUGGAGACUUAUUCAAGCUGGAGAUCGACUCCGUAGAUAUGAAAGAUGCUGGCAAGUGGCAGUGUGAGAUCAGCAACAAGCUGGGCACACAAACGCUGCAAGCCGAUCUCUCUGUUUCACCCGUGGCAGAACUCCGCAAGCCAAUUUUCAAGCAGCCGCUGGAAGCCCAGCGAGUGCUCCAACGUGAGCCGGUGACCAUGAAGGCAGUAUGUACAGCCGACCCUCUCCCACACGUGGCUUGGAUGCUCAACGGGAACGAGAUAACACCAGACGCCACAAUCACCACGGAUGCUCAAUCUAUAGAGCUGGAGCAUGGACUGAAGGAAUGUGUCUUUACGCUGCACAUACCAACGGGUCGUCACGUAGACACUGGCGAGUACACAAUACAAGCGAAGAAUAAAUAUGGCGUCGGAGAAUGCUCUGCCCGGCUCGACAUCCUGCUGCGACCCGAGAUCGAAGGUCUCAAGGAUGUCACCGCUGUGCCCUACGAGGAAACCACCUUCGUUGCCAAUAUCAGGGCCAAUCCCGUUGCUGAAGUCAAAUGGAGUAAGGAUGGUUAUGUAAUCCAACCCAGUUCCAACAUUGAGAUCAAAGAGGACCUCUCGUCGGAAACCUACAGUCUGAACAUCAAGAAUAUAGGCAUAGCAGAUGCUGGAGUCUACUGCGUCACAGCCAAGAAUGAGAUCGGGGAAACUGCGCUCCAGGCUAAACUUACUGUACAUACGGACGAACCAAUGUUCACGAGACCGCUGCAAAAGCAAACGGUGAAGGACUACGAGGACUGCACCCUGCGCGUGCGCUGUGACGGCGUACCCAAGCCUCAGGUGAAGUGGUUCCGCGACGGAGUGGAACUGACGAACGACGAGCGACACACCAUCACCACAGAGGUGGGCGGCCAGGUCGACAGCGAGCUGGACAUCAAACAUUUCAACCAGAGCGAUGCCGGCAAGUACAAAGCAUUAGCAGCGAAUGUGAUCGGCGAGGCGACCACUGAAGCAGUGAUCAGCUUGGCGCAGCUGCCGCCAGGGUUCGCGCACAAGCUGGACAGACAGAAGGAGGUGGACGAGGGAGAACCCCUCGAGCUGAAGGCCAAGUUGGAUGGCAGCCCGAUACCGACGGCACAAUGGUACAAGGACGGUGUGAAGCUCCCGAGUGAUGAGCACGUGCAGCAGAGGUCUCUGCCCGACGGCACCGUGCGGCUGCUCAUAGAGCGCACGACCCCUGCUGACUGCGGCGCAUACAAGCUGGUCAUCUCCAACCCCAACGGAGAGCACUCCGCGCUCUGUGCCGUCGCUGUCAACCCCACACCUCGCAAGCCGUCGUUCAGUCAGGAACUGGAGGACGUGAAGGUUGUGGUGGGCCAGCCCAUCAAGCUGGAAGCUAGGGUAAUGGCCUUCCCCGCGCCAGAAGUCAAGUGGUUCAAGGAUGGUCUGCCAGUGAGACCCAGCCAGGCGGUGAACUUCAUAAACCAGCCGGGCGGCCUCAUAGGACUCACCAUCGACAGCUGCAGGCCCGAGGAUGCCGGCCACUACUCUCUCACCCUCGCCAACAAACUGGGGGAGGCACAGUCCAAGGCACACGUGGAGGUGGGUCAAAAGGAACGCAAACCAGCGUUCUUGGCAGAACUGGUACCGGCUAAGGUUAUCGAGGGCUUCCCGGUCAAACUGGAAGUUAAGGUGCUGGGUCACCCACCACCUACCAUUCAAUGGACACACGAUGGUAAGGAGGUGGUACCGGACGGUGAGCGCAUCCGGAUCGUGUCACAACCGGACGGUACCCACGCCCUGCUGCUGAGUGAGGCGAGUGUGGCCGACGCGGGAAAAUACGACGUCGUGGCGAGCAAUGAGCGGGGACAGACUACCAGCACCGCUGACCUUAAUGUAGCCAGUCGUACAGAUGACUCGAGUCCACAAGAGCGUCCUCAGUUCACGGGCACCCUGCGCGACACCACCGCGGAAGAAGGUCAACCCAUCUCGAUGGGGGUACCCUUCGUGGGUAACCCGGUGCCGCAGGUAUCCUGGAGCAAGGAUGGCAGGGAACUGAAGCCCAGCAACAGAGUGCUGGUCACUUGUGAUGGAAAAAGGGUGGGUCUGGAGAUCAACCCGGCGCAGGUGAGUGACGCGGGCGUGUACUCCGUGCGGAUCACGAACCCUCUGGGCGAGGACGGCACGGAGGGCAAACUGAAUGUGAGGAAGAUCUACCAGCCGCCUGUCUUCACGCAGAAAUUCACAGACUUGCAGCAGUUGCCAACAUUUGACGCUAAGUUCCCCGCCCGUGUUAGUGGCAUCCCCGCACCAGAUAUCACGUGGUACAAGAACGGAGCACAACUGUCCCCCUCUAACAAGUACACGCUGAAACGAGACGGCGAUACAUGCUGCCUGUACGUCCGGGACAUUGGCGUAGAGGAUGCGGGCCAGUACAAAUGUGUGGCCACUAACAAGGAGGGCUCGGCCGAGUGUGAAGCCGCCCUAGAAGUUGUUGAUAAGAUCGGGCGCCGGGAGAAAGCAGAACCGCCGUCAUUCUUGAAGAAAAUAGGUGACGUGGAAGUGUUCCGUGGUCUGAGCGCCAAGUUUACGGCCUGUGUCACCGGAGCGCCGCAACCUAGCGUGCAAUGGUACCGUAACGACGAGAAGCUCUUCCCUUGUGAUCGCAUCCGCAUGGAUGAGGAGAGCACUGGACUACUGCGGCUGACUAUCUCCCAGGUGGACCCCACAGACGUGGGUACUUACACCUGUCGGAUAUCGAACCCGCACGGAGAGGACGCAUGCAGUGCAUCGCUUACUUAUGAUACCUUAGAGCCACAGACGGGCAAGAAGCCACUUUCGGAGCAGUACUCGGACUUUGACAAGAUGAAAGCGACUGGCAUACCCAUGCCGCUGGCUGACAAGCCCAUCAUAUCGCGCAUGGCAGACCGACACCUCACCCUGUCAUGGAAACCAUCGAUUCCGCAUCGGGCACGCUUCCCGGUCACCUACCAGGUGGAGAUGUGUGAGGUGCCGGACGGUGACUGGUUCACAGCCCGCGCGGGGCUUCGCUCGUGUGUGUGCGACAUCCGCAACCUGGAGCCGUUCCGCGACUACAAGUUCCGCGUGCGCGUCGAGAACAAGUUGGGCGUGAGCGAUCCCUCGCCGUACGCUGUCACGCACCGCGCCAAACUGGAGCCUGACCCGCCCAAGUUCAUACCCUACCUAUCACCCGGCAUAGAUUUCCGCCCGGAGAGCUCGCCGUACUUCCCGAAAGACUUCGACAUAGAGCGUCCGCCUCACGACGGCUACGCGCAGGCUCCCAAGUUCCUGCGCCAGGAGUACGACAGCCAGUACGGCGUGAAGGGCCACAACGUGAACCUAUUCUGGUUCGUGUACGGGUACCCCAAGCCCACGAUGACGUACUAUUUUAACGACAAGCUGAUCGAGGGUGGGGGCAGGUACGACUUCAGCUACACCAGGAAUGGACAGGCGACGCUGUUCAUUAACAAAAUGCUAGAACGAGAUGAAGGCUGGUACGAAGCAGUGGCUAGCAACGAGCAUGGAGAAGCUAGACAGCGAGUCCGCCUCCAACUGGCCGAGUACCCAACCUUCAUCAGAAGACCGGAGGAGUCCGUGGUUCUGAUGCGGAAGACUGCCAGGAUCGAGGCCCGAGUUACUGGGAGACCUUACCCCGAGAUUAAGUGGUACAAAGACUGGCAGCCGCUGGCAGAGUCAUCACGCAUAAAGAUGCACUUCAUCGAGCCGGACACCGUGGUGCUGGUGGUGAAGGACGCCAUCUUGAAGGACGAGGGGCUGUACUCAGUGUCCGCGCGGAACGUGGCUGGCUCAGUCAGUUCCUCCGCCAUGCUGCACGUCGAGGAGUGCCAGCAGGAGUACUCGCAUAGAAUCCGCGAGCACCCACCUCGCAUAAAGCCGAGCUCGAAGCCAUUCGGAGAGUUCUACGACAUCGGAGACGAGCUAGGACGCGGCGUCCAGGGUGUGGUCUACCAUGCGGCGGAGAGACUCAGCGGUCGCAACUAUGCCGCCAAAAUAAUGCAUGGCCACUCGGAGUUGAAACCCUUCAUGAAGAAUGAGCUGGAGAUCAUGAACCUUCUGAACGACAAGCACCUGGUGCGGCUCCACGACGCGUACGAGCACGACCACACGCUGGCACUGGUGAUGGAGCUCGCGGCCGGAGGGGAGCUAGUGAGGGACCGGCUCCUGCGUAGCUCCGGAUACAACGAGCGGGAGAUCGCGGGCUACGUGCGGCAGCUGCUCAGGGGACUGAAGCACAUGCACGACUGUAACAUCGCGCACCUUGGACUGACGAUCGGUGAGCUGCUGAUAUCCCACGUGGGGUCGGACGAGCUCAAGAUCUGCGACUUCGGUCUGUCGCGCCGCGUGACCUGUCAGCUAGGCGCGCUUCACUACGGCAUGCCGGAGUUCGUGGCGCCCGAGGUGGCUCGCGGAGAGGGCGUAGGCCUGCCCGCUGACCUGUGGAGUGUGGGCAUCAUCACCUACAUCCUGCUCAGUGGACACUCGCUGUUCCGAGGAGCUAACGACCGGGAGACGCUCACCAGGCUGCGAGACGGCAAGUGGACGUGGCACGACGAAGAGUGGUGGUCGCGGCUGAGCCUGGAGUGCCGGGACUUCAUCUCCAAGUUGCUGGUGGACAAGUGGCAGGAGCGACUGGAUGUGGACAGCGCGCUGAGACACCCCUGGAUCGACUUCGACGACAAGAUCUACCGCGACGAGUUCCUCAUCACCACCGACAGACUCCGCAACUACUACAACUUGUACAAAGACUGGAGGAGCAAUGCGCAAUGCCGCACUUGGUUCCGCCGUCGACCGCUAGAGGGCGCCUUUGACCAUCCCUCCAAAAUGGUGUAUCCACCCGGGGAAUUGUACACGCCUGAAGGCACUCCCGACCGGGAUCACGAGCCCCACGAUCGUCAGCCGUGCCCGUGGGACCUCAAAUUCAAGCAGUGGGAGCAUCCUGACUGGGAAGUAUCCGCCACAUCUGAGAGCCACUACCAGAAUGGUCCAGACACAUAUCUGCUCCAACUACGCGACACUCAGUUCCCGGUGCGCCUGCGAGAGUACAUGAAGGUGGCCUGCCAUCGCUCGCCCGCCUACAACCUGUCCGUACACGACUCAUAUGACCCCAGGACACCAAUCAUCCGCGAGCGACGUCGCUUCACCGACGUGAUGGAUGAAGAGAUCGACGACGAACGCAAGGAGAGAAUCAAUCAAUACGGCAGCGAGAGUUACACCGUGCGGCGACUCCGACACGAGCUCGGAACCAGGCUCGAUAGCUACGCGGAAGCCCAGGCGUUCAUGGAGUCCAAGAAAGACGGUCGCCUGCCAUUCUUCAGAGAGAAGCCUCAGACGCUCCCCAUACGGGAAGGUGAACACGCGCAACUGACCUGCUUCGCUGUGGGCGAUCCGGCCCCUGUAGUGCAGUGGUUCAAGAAUGACAUAAUAAUCGCAGAGUCGCAGCGCAUCAAAAUCGUCACGGACGAACAGGGAAGAUCCACUUUGUCCUUCGACCCUGCGAUGCAUCACGACAUCGGAUUCUAUAAAGUUGUAGCUAGAAACAAAGUCGGCCAAACUGUCGCUAGAACUAGAAUUGUCGAAGCGACUCACCCCGACGCACCAGAUAGUCCAGCGCCUGCCGACAUAUCGGACACAGAAGUACUGCUGAGGUGGAAACAGCCCAAAUACGACGGCAACACUCCCGUCCUUUGCUAUAGUUUGCAGUACAAGGAAGGUGAUAGUGUUGAAUGGAAAACAGUCGCUGAAAACAUUGACCACGAGUUCUUCGUGAUCCGUGACCUCAAACCGGAGACCAGUUACCAGUUUAGACUACUAUCCCGCAACAGGAUUGGCUGGAGUGACAAGGGUAUCCCGACUAAUCUUAUAAAAACAAAAGAAUCUGGGGCGCCUAAAGUACAAGUAACAAAGGCAAUGAGACACUUACAGCAGAUGACUGAAUCUGGACAAGAGAUUGUUUUAGAGGAAGACAAACCAAAAUUAGAUUACGGAACAGAAGAAGAACCUCUAGAAUGGCAAACCGCGGAAGCAUUCACAGAACGAUACACAUUUGUAUCUGAAUUAUGGCGCGGAAAGUUCUCGAUUGUUGUGAAAGGAAUAGACAAGGUUACCGACAGCGUGGUUGUUGCGAAGAUUCUGGAAUCUCGGCCGGAGAACGAGGUGCAAGUACUGAGGGAGUUCCAGUGCUUGAGGAAGCUCCGUCACGAGCGGAUAUCAAACCUGCUGGGCGCCUACCAGAGCCCGGGUUCACCGGCCGCGCUGGUGAUGGAGAAGCUGCAGGGAGCUGAUGUGUUGACGUACCUGGCCAGCAGACACGACUACUCGGAGCAGACAGUCGCCACCAUUAUCACACAGGUGCUGGACGGCCUGCAAUACCUGCAUUGGCGCGGGUUCUGUCACCUGGACCUGCAGCCAGACAACGUGGUGAUGAGCUCGGUGCGCUCGGUGCAGGUGAAACUGCUCGACUUCGGCUCAGCUCACCGCGUCACCAAGCUGGGCACCAGUGUGCCGCAGGUUGGGGACCUGGAGUACAAAGCACCGGAGAUCGUGAACGAUGAGCCCGCGUACCCGCAGACAGAUAUCUGGAGCGUGGGUGUGCUGGCUUACAUCAUGCUGUCGGGGACUUCGCCCUUCCGGGGGCAGAGCGACGCGGAGACCCGGCAGAACAUCUCAUACGUGCGGUAUCGAUUCGAAUACCUCUACAAGGAGAUCACCCAGGAGGCAACUCGAUUCCUCAUGUUCAUAUUCAAGAAGGUUCCUCUGAAGCGGCCCACAGCUGAGGAGUGCCACGAGCAUCGCUGGCUGCACAAUACAGAUUUCAUGCUCAGAAAGAGGGAGAGGGCUGUCUUCCUCGGGAACAGACUCAAGGAGUUUUCAGAAGAGUAUCACGAACGAAAGGCGCGUGAGGCUUCCGACGCGGACACACUCGCCUCCGCGUUCGGUUCGCUCUCGCCGCGAAUGCUCGCGCGAUCCAACAGCAUCCAGGAAGAGCUCAACACAAACUUCGCCUCAUAGAUGACAAACACUUACACAAACACACUUUACAUGUACAUAAAAGUAUAGAACAUACACACACACAGAAACACACGUACACACACACAUACACACAGAAACACAUGUACCCACGUAUACACGCACACACAUACACAUUCGUGCACACAAACACACACACAGAUAUAUAUCUCUCAACGUAUAGGUACGUUGACGCAAAACAUCCUCGUGUUACAACCGGAAAGAUGUUUCAAAAUUUCUGUUCUUUAUACAUAUUAUAAGAUUUACUUAGCGAUUUUGUAAAUAACUAACAAAAUAUUUUAAUAAAUCUAUCAAAUAACUUUAUAACGAUCAUUUAAUUACGACUGAACUUCAUACACUAUUUAUUAACGCAUCCAUUUUACUUUCACUGUAGAAGAUUCUAGUCAAAUAUGUUACGAAUGUUAAUAUUUAUAUAAUUAUAUUUACUAUUGGUUGCUUCAGUAUUAUUGAAGUCAAUAAAGUAUUAAUUGUUAA